AUGAAGCUCUUUCUCAUCCGCCACGCAGAAUGCGAGCAUAAUGUAGGCAAAGCAUUCGGCAACUCCAAUGACCUCACAAGUGUCGGGAAGGAGCAGGCUCUCUGUCUGGCGCGGUACUUCCGUGACCGGCCGGUGCGCUUCACGCGCGUGUUGUCGUCGGAUCUCGAUCGCGCGACCGAUACUGCCCGGGCGAUCUGCCAGUACCAGCUGGGCAGUGGGCCUGCACUCGAGCCGUUUCAGACGGCCAAGCUGCGCGAGCAGUGCUUCGGGUGUGGCUCUCUGUCGCGCGAGGUGACUGGUAUCGAGUCGAUGGCGUCGAUGCGGGCCCGUGUCAAUGGCUUCUUGAGAGAUCAUAUCUGGCCGGAGAUGGCCAAUCACGCUACCAGCGGUGAUUCCGUUAUUGCGAUCGUUGGCCAUGGUAUGAUCUUGCAGGUUGUGUGGGCGUGCUUGGCCGAUCUCUUUGGUCCGCAGUCGUUCCAUCUGGCGAGGGAUGCGGAGUGGACGGGGUCUGGUUAUAUACAUCCCUUGUGGUCGAACACGGGGAUCAUGGAGUUGGAUAUCCGUCCUGGUGGCCCGCCGGAGGAGAUGCUCGCUGAGAAUACGGUCCAUCCAAGUGUCAAGCCGCCGUGGCUGAUGAGGGCGAAACCGCCUUGGCCUGAGGGGAAUGCCCCCUUGGUUGCAUGGUCAGUGACGAUCCUGAUGGUGGACAGCACGCCGCAUCUCAACGGUGACACCCUGGCACCGACCAUUCCCGUGGUCGUGUCAUGA
Molecule: messenger RNA, 768 nt
Organism: Penicillium canariense
Lineage: Eukaryota; Fungi; Ascomycota; Eurotiomycetes; Eurotiales; Aspergillaceae
Product: histidine phosphatase family protein
Exons: 2
Coding region: 1-768 (255 amino acids)
Cellular component (GO): cytoplasm; cytosol
Molecular function (GO): phosphatase activity
Source: RefSeq, a predicted model, not a curated record